CGUGAACAAAUCCACCAAAGAUGAUCUCAGAAUCAUAACCAGUAUUCUAGAAGCGAAGGUUAAUAUUAUUGUCACCUGUUAUUGCAUGUCGCGUUCGGCGGGAGCUCAGAAGCCUGCAAAGCGCACACGAUGGACAAUCUUCAAGACCGGCAGGAUGUGCCAAUCUGGAAUGCGAUCGAAGCCAAGAACUUCAAGCAAGCUUUGAAACUUGUGGACAAGAGACUCGCAAAGAAGUCAACCGAUUACCUAGAGGCCUUGAAGAUCUACAUUAGGUCUCUCUUGCCUCAAGUAUCGGAAAAAUCAGCUGUUAUUCUGCACCUAGAAGACGUCGUAGCCAGAAAAGCAGUACUCUCAGACCUUGCUGCCAUAGAACUAUACGAAGAUGCUCUAGAAGAAGUCCUGCCAGGAUCCCGAGAAGUCUGGAUUAAGACUAUUGGAGAACUCAGAUGGCGAUGUAUCAAAGCUGUCCCGAAGAAUGAAGAUACCAGUCUCGCAUGCCUUCAAAGCUGUCUCUCUAGAGACGAUUUGGAUCAUGCCCGCCAGAUCGCCAACAGCCUCGAGAAGAAUUUUCCAAACAGCCAUCUAUACAUUUUCUGGAACAUAACCUCAAUGUUCAUGUUUUCAAUAUCACCACAAUGUCCUGAAAAUCAAAGAAAAAUAUGGGGAGGCUUAGCACUUGGUCAGAUCGGCAAGCUAGCUGCAGCUACUAGACAAGCUACAGAUAUGAAGCAAUUACCUAUCAGGUCCAUCCAGACUCCUCAAGAAUUACUCCUGUUGGACAGGAUCACUGAAGUUUUUGGAAAAUCGGAAAAUCGACUAGAGUACCUGCAAGAUAAACAUCUAGGACCAGAAUCGACUGUAGCAAAGGGGGAAUGGAGCCUAUGGAGACUAAGGCUGAAAUUGAUGACAGAAGCCAAUCACUGGCAAGACCUCUUUGACCUUUGCGGGACUUUGCUGAAGCGAGCACGAACCCCGAAUGAUUCCAAUCAACUUGUAGAAGCUUCAUUCAGCGAUUGGACGGUGUGGGAAGCAUAUCUGAAGUCAGCAAGCAAGCUCGAAAAUCGCGGAAAUUAUAACGAGAUACGUGAAGAAGUUGAAGCACAUCUAGAUCCUGCUUGCGAGAUCGACAAGGGCUGGAAGAGAAACGCAUCUUUGGCAAAAGUAAAAUUGUCUUUUGAGUGCUCCGCCUCGUUUUCACAGAAUGCUCCAUCGAUUGGACCGAGCGACAAGCUCAGCUCUCAACCAAAUGUCAUACUUGACUAUCUUCAGGAAUAUGGUGAUGCUAGCACAGCAUACAAUGAUAUAAGGCAAUUUGUUGAAGUGCUGAAGCCAGAUGAGCGUUCUCAACUCAUGUCUAUGCUGGAAGAUAAUACUGCGUUGGAGAAGCCACAACAACCAACUGGACCGGUGGACCCUGAAGCAGCUGACAUAUCGGAUUCUCGUAAUUUGAGUACUGCUUCCAAAAUUACCAGAGCUGUGAAUAGGCUCAAACUCAAACAUCUUAUCAAAUCUAGUAUUCCAGAACAAGAACGCAGACAAAGUUUCGCAGAAACUCAGCAGUUCAAGUGCAGCUCUUGUGCCAACGACUGCGGGGUGUUCUGCCGGAGUUGCCUGGUACAGCUUGCGGAAGAAUCUGUUCAGUCUUACCGGUCAGCAAUCAGUGAUGAUGGACAGAUUACAAAGUCCCUUUUGAGCACUGAUAGACAUCCAGCUGAUGACUUCUGUGUCUUAGCAGCGAUGUGCUUGAUCAAACUUGGCCGGAGUAAUAUAUCUCCUCACUCCGAGAACCUGAAAAGCAGUGGUAUCGUUUAUCUGCUCCAAGCAAUGGUAUUACUGGAGUCUGCGUGGUUGCGCUCCAAAUCGAACUUUCAGCUGUCUCUAAUGCUGGUCCGGCUAUAUUCACAUCUUGGAUGUGGCUCACUUGCUAUGAGAGCGUACCAGCGUCUAUUUCUGAAGGAAGUCCAGCUUGAUACCUUGUCGUAUACUAUGUUUGAUCGGAUUUCCACUUUGCAUCCACACCCCAUCCACGACUCGUCCGGCGGCUCCUCGAACACGCGUACUCUCAUUGAGCAAUUGCAGAAGCAGCAGAAGCUUUACAAGACCUCUCGUGAACAUAUCAACAAGAAUAUCUGGCUGUCCUUCAAACAUGGCAGCUAUAAUUCAAUCUUCGAAUUUAGAGAAGUUACCCAGAAAUUGUCUCAUAGCAUAUCAGCUGUUAUGUCUGUUGUGGAAACCAAUAGGAUCCAUCGAUUCAUAACAAGUAAGGUUCCAGCUGGUGCCAUCCGCCAGAUGUAUGGUCUGAUACCCGCCGACGUGGAAAGUAGGGAACGUGUCCUGUCCGAUAAUAACGACUAUGAGACGUUUCCCAACUUCGAAAGUAGCCGAGCACCAGGCUUUGAGGAGCUCAGCAGAUUCAUCCCAGGUCCUUCAGAGUCCCGAUACCGGGUUACCCUACUGGCCGAAAGGAUAAUGCUUAUCGUAGACCCCUCUCCCGAGCUGAACGGUGAAAGGAGUAUCUUGCAACAAUCAUUGAGUCGACAUAUCAAGCAAGAUUCGACCUCAAAAGUGGGAGUCAAAUCUAUGACUCGGGCUGAACAGAUUGCGGCCCACGCCCAUCGUGCCAUGGCAAUCAUCCUUACAGAGUCUUGUGACCAAGAACUCUGGCUUGAAGGAGACUUCAAGACGAGGUUGGAAGGACUUAAUCAAGAACUCUCCAAUCGCCUCGAAGAACUAGCCGAGCUCAUUGGUGCCAUGGAGACGGUGAUCCCUGCUUUCCAGACCACGCUCAACGCUAUUUACACAGCUUAUGAAGUUGGCAGAAGUGCUUUAAAUUUCUGUAAAUACCUUUCUACAAAAGGCAAAGCAGUCCAUUUAAGCCAAACAGAAGCAAGCAAGAAAGUUACCCAAGCUGCUGAGCAACUCAUACGAGUUGUCAUGGAGAAGUGUGCUUUUAUAAAGAAGGGCUUAGAUGAAGGAGGAUGGAUAGACAAGGUGUUAGAAAGCGUUUUCCCAGAUUCACAGACAGGAUCUGAGCUUUCAUUGACAGAAGCAGUGCGAAAAGUAACUGAUGAGGUCUUCAUGGAAGAAUGGGCUGGCGACGUAGUGGAAAGCUGGAAGGACUCCAUUGCAGGAUUCUCUUACAUCAAGAUACCCACUAAGGUGUAAGAUGUAGUGAGAUCGAAGUAGCAGACUCAGAAAUAGAAAUGCGAGGU
Molecule: messenger RNA, 3212 nt
Organism: Mollisia scopiformis
Lineage: Eukaryota; Fungi; Ascomycota; Leotiomycetes; Helotiales; Mollisiaceae
Exons: 9
Coding region: 130-3165 (1011 amino acids)
Biological process (GO): N-terminal peptidyl-methionine acetylation
Cellular component (GO): NatB complex; cytoplasm
Molecular function (GO): protein-N-terminal amino-acid acetyltransferase activity
Source: RefSeq, a predicted model, not a curated record